AUGGGUGCGCAAAACGAAUACGAUCGCCUUAAAAAUGUUUAUCAGUCUUAUAACGAAGCAAAUGCAUUUUAUGCGGACACACGAGCAUCUCGUAUUAAAGGUGCAAUGUUUGGAGACUUAUAUGCCUCCACCUCUACUGCAACACCAUCACGCAGCACCAUAGUGGAAAAGUUAUCAACAGUUUCACGUGAAAUCAGAGAAACUGUCAUUGAUCUACUAAGUUUCGAAGGCAGCGCUGAUAUCAGUACACUUGGCGUACCUGAUUUGAUUCAACUCAUGUCUGAUGCUGACGAAGCUAUUGUUGCUCGAGCUGUGCAUCGUGUAUUUUUACUAACUCAGGAAGAUCGCACAAUCGCUACAUACCCUCAUUUGAUUGAAGCAUUACUUCAUGCAAGCCGAAGCUCUAACCCCAUUGUUCAAAGAGAUGCUGUCGGUGCUUUGAGUCAUAUUUCGGAAUUCAAAGAAGGCUGCAUGCAUAUAUUCAGAUCAGGCGGCUUAGCCGAGCUCAUUAGAAUGUUAAGUUGUAAAAUUGAAAGUGUUGUACAUUAUGCUGUUAUGACAUUGAGAAAUCUGCUGAUGUAUGUUGAACCAGUGAAGGUGCAAGCACGCAAUCUCGGAGCUGUAGAAGCCUUGGUACCCUUACUAUACAGAAACAAUCCGAAACUUUUAGCCCAAGUUUCUGAUAGUUUGUAUAUAUUGUUAUUGGAUGAUCCUCAAUCAAAGUUGACGUUUUUAUCUUUAGGAGGACCUAAAAUAUUAGUUUACAUAAUGAAAAAUUACUCAGAGCACAGGAAACUCAUGUAUACUGUUAUCCGCUGUAUUCGAGCCUUAUCUGUUUGUCCUCAGAAUAAAUCAGCUCUUGUGAGCUUGGGAUGCCUAUUGUGUCUCCAUAAUGAGCUGUGCAACUCUUCGGAUUACCGGGCCCGGAUUGCCAUUCUAGUAUCAAUGCGUAACUUAUCAGAUGCUGCUACAAACGAAGAAAAUUUAACGAAUCUGAUCAUUCGUCUUCUGGAUAUUGUCCGAAAUGAAGUAGAUGAAGCUCUUGUUGCUUGUGCUUGUGGAAUACUGAGUAAUCUCACCUGUAAUAAUAUUCGCAACAAACAAACGGUCUGCUCGAAAGCUGGUAUUGAAUCUCUCGUUGAGGCUAUUCGUCGUUUCCCUCAUGUAGAAGACGCCACUGAGCCUGCUCUUUGCGCAUUACGCCAUUGUACUGCAAGACACUCUUUCGCGGAACAGGCUCAGAACGAUCUUCGAUUAGUUGGCAGUUUUCCAUUGUUGCUUUCUUUAUUGGCUACUCUACGAGCUCCCGUUAUCAAAGCGGCCCUCGGUGUUAUCAGAAAUUCAGCCCUGUUGACUGCUAACCUAAUGGAGUUAACUCAUGAAAGAUCUUUGCAAGGUGACUCAGUAGUUUCUUUGACUGUUGAUAUUCUUGGACGAGCGACAAUUGCUAUCCGGGAAGAUCCUCAAUCUGAGAGUGAUGGUGUUCCCAUGUGGGGUGUAGUUGAAGGAGCGAUUUCUGCUCUCCAUCAACUUGCACGAGACAGUGCUGUAGCAUCGCUUCUUUAUCAAGACCCCGAAGUGCUUAGCAUAAUAGUAGAGCUAUUGGGGAGACCCGAAGUAUCUGGAUCUGAUGACGAACUCAUCGAGAGAGAGCUGUUGGGUUUACUUUAUCAACUUUCUAAAUCUGCUGAAGGAGCGAGACUUGUGGAAGCAGCUGGUCCUACUCCUUUGCUUAUGGAUGCUCUCAGAUCAGAUCAUAAAGCAGUCGUUACUUAUGCAACGGGGGUAUUGAAGAAUCUUGAAAACGACCGAUCUUCACACUACAGACAAGACAUUGAUCAUGAUAUUGGCCAUGGAUGGCAGAGAGAUGGAUUGGAGCCUGAGCUUUUUGGCGAAAUGUAUCCUGUACAUUCUAUGGAGUCAAACAAUUUCCCACUUCCCCACAAUAACAGUAGUUGGUUUGAUACCGACUUAUAA
Auanema sp. JU1783 is the source of this 1977-nucleotide messenger RNA. NCBI's taxonomy places the organism in Eukaryota, Metazoa, Nematoda, Chromadorea, Rhabditida, Rhabditidae. The record is from the annotation of a GenBank genome assembly.